Mucor velutinosus is the source of this 1707-nucleotide messenger RNA. RefSeq lists its product as uncharacterized. Gene Ontology annotation, cellular component: anaphase-promoting complex. The coding region runs from base 1 to 1707 and encodes 568 amino acids. Lineage: Eukaryota; Fungi; Mucoromycota; Mucoromycetes; Mucorales; Mucoraceae. Gene Ontology annotation, molecular function: protein binding. The record is from RefSeq and is a predicted model, not a curated record. The transcript has 9 exons. Gene Ontology annotation, biological process: cell division; anaphase-promoting complex-dependent catabolic process; protein ubiquitination.
AUGAUUAUCGACGACAAAGCAUUACGAGAAUACAAGGUGCAACUACAGCAAUCCAUUGUUGUUUGCUCCGAGAGAUGUCUGUUCUACUCUAGCAAAUGGGCUGCUGAAGUGUUAGAUGGCAUUAAAAAGGACAUCCUGGAUGACAAGGAGCCAUUUACCAACAAUGAAUUACAGUCAGCCCCAACAUACCAAAUCCCAUACGAGGCCUCUUUGCCGCCUUUAUCCGAAUACGAAUACAACAAAUACCAAUAUGCAAAAUCACUAUUUCAAAUCCGUCAAUUUGAUAGCGUCAAAGAUGUAUUAGGGAACUCAAAGUCACCCAAACUUUAUUUCUUACGGCUUUACGCCAAAUAUCUGGCUGGAGAGAAGAAACGAGAGGAAUUGAGUCAAGAGAUAUUUGGGAUAACAGAAGAUACAAAGGCAGACAAUCUAGAAUUGGAUUCAAUAUUCGAGGAGCUCUCAGAAGAUCAUGACAAGGGCAAUUUGGAUGCCUUUGGUUUAUACUUGUACGGCAUUGUGUUGAGAAAGCGUAAUGCUGGAUUCAAAGCAGCAGCGAUAUUGUUAGAAUCGAUUCGAAAAUUUCAGUACAACUGGUCAGCAUGGAUGGAACUGGCUUUGCUCGUACAAAACAACAAGAUGUUUAUGGAUUUGCAAGUAUUGGUCAAUAGGGAAUUCGAAGGAAGUGCUAUCAAGGAUUUCUUUUUGGCAAAAUUGUGUAUUGAUUUGCAUCAACCAAGGCCAGUGUUUGCGGCCAUCAUGGAACCUUUGACCGCCUGCUUUCCACACAGUGCGUAUGUCAAAUCACAAUGGGCAGUACUAUACUAUGAUACAAUGGAUUACAAUGAAUCAUUGCUCAUGUUUGAGGAGCUUCGAAGAGCAUUUCCCUCGAGAUUAGAAGACAUGGAUGUGUUCUCUAAUUUGCUGUAUUUACAAGACUCAAAAGAUAAACUUUGUGUACUCGCCUUGGAUUGCGAUAAAAUCGAUAGAUAUAGACCUGAAACGUGCUGUGUGCGAGCAAACUACUAUAGUGUCAAGAGAGAAGUGCCUGAGUCCAUUGAAUACUUCAAAAGAGCGUUAAAAUUGAACCGAAGCUAUCAUCUUGCAUGGACAUUGCUGGGACAUGACUAUAUAGAAUUGAAGAAUACGAAUGCAGCCAUUGAAUGCUAUCGAAGAGCAGUUGGCAAUCGAGACUACAGAGCAUGGUAUGGUUUAGGUCAAGCGUAUGAAGUCAGAAAGUUCCCCUAUGAUGCCAUCUAUUACUAUCAAAAGGCGACAGAUCUUCGCCCGUAUGAUGCACGCAUGUGGCGAGCCUUAGCGAAUUGCUACCAAACUCUGCAGCAAGAUGACGAGGCCAGAGAUUGCUACAAACGAGCCGCAGCUUGCGACAAGACUGGAAAGAACUUGGCCAUGGUUCAAUUAGGAAGAAUAUUUGAAAAGAUGGGCAGAAUGAGUGUUGCGAUUGAUUAUUAUCAUACAGUGUGGGAGCAAGCGAGAUACAAUAAAAUCAACGACGAGCUAGCAGAAAUCUGUUUAGUUCUAGCAAGAUACGCCAUCAGCAAGCAACGCUACAAGGACGCUGAAGAAUACGCUAUUUCUGCACUGAAUACGAACCACCCAUAUCAUGAACAAGCGAGAGUAAUGCUAGACGAAAUCAAGAUUUUCAAGGAAAUGAACAGACAAUCGCAAAACGCACCGCCAACAAGCUGA